GUACAUUACUGGGCUUAACUCAGGUUUCUCAAGUGCUUGGAGAGUUAACCAAGUUCACCAGACUGACUUCUGUUACACUGGAGCCAACCUGAACAUGUCUUUUGCUCCUUUUAGCCCUUCCCCUACUGCGUGAAACCGCAGACCAGCCUCCGAGCCUCUGAACUAGUCUACUCUUCACCAUUCUGGAGGCGAAGAACGAAGUCGAGCAGCUGAAGAGUCGAACAGAAGAGAAAGAGUGGCGUUAUUGCUGGAUCUAUUUUCGAUUUCCUAGCGAGACUUUAAAGCGAACGCGGCGCUGAUUGGGCAGCGCGGAGUCACGCGGUGUGCACUCGCUUUGCCUCGCGCUCGUCCGUGAACGCGACUCCGAAUCCUGCCUGCCUGCCUGCGCGCGCGGUGCCUAGCGGCGGUUCGAGCUGCUCUCUGGAUCCUCCUCACAAUUAUCCUUUAAUUACACAAACCUUUCCAUCUUUUUUUUUUCUUUCUUUUGGUUUAAAAACCCUUUUCUUUUCGUGAGACGGUUUUUCCCCCCAUCAUGGGCGACAAAAAGAGCCCGACCAGGCCGAAAAGACAAGCCAAGCCGGCGGCGGAUGACGGCUACUGGGACUGCAGCGUGUGCACGUUCAGGAACAGCGCGGAAGCGUUUAAAUGCAGCAUCUGCGAUGUACGGAAGGGCACAUCCACAAGGAAGCCCAGGAUAAACUCCCAGCUGGUGGCUCAGCAGGUGGCGCAGCAGUACGCCACCCCUCCCCCUGCAAAGAAAGAAAAGAAAGAGAAGCCAGAGAGACCUGAGAAGGAGAGGCCCGAUGGCGAGCGACCAGAGCGAAACCUGCCCGAUGGUGAGCAACCAGCCAAGGAAAAGAUUGAGAAGGACCAUGCUGAAAAAGAGAAGAAGGACAGAGAGAAAGAAAUCACUGUUGCCCUCCCAAAGAAACCCAACAGCAAAAAGACCAGGCCCAAGAUGGACAACCAUCAAAGCCCACCAAGUGAAAGAAACAGCAUACAGUCUGGGAAAUCAACCACCAAGACUAAAAACUCUCACAUCUCAAGCAGACCCAAAUUGAAGAACGUGGACCGGAGCACGGCCCAGCAGCUGGCCAUCACGGUGGGGAACGUGACAGUAAUCAUAACAGACUUUAAAGAGAAGACGCGUUCAUCCUCCACAUCCUCCUCGACAGUGACGUCCAGUGCCGCCUCUGAGCAGCAGCACCCGAGCUCGGGCUCCGAGAGCAUGGACAAGAGCUCGUCACGUGCCUCCACUCCAAAACGAGAAAUCUCGCUUGGCCAUGACGAGUCAUUCUGAGCCUUCAAACUGCUCCUGGACACUGUGGAGAUGCUGGCUGUUCCGCAGUUCUCCUCUGCCCUGCUCUCAUUCCGCCCAUCUGCUUUCUAUUACCAAAAGAGGGACGAAUGUUCGUCACAUCCCCGCAUUUACCCAAAUGUCAACGUGCGUACAUGUUGAUGCGUACACAUGCAUUUCCUGAUUAGAGAUAAUCUCAUCUCUCUGGACCCUUAGCAGUGGAUUCUCAGCAUCACACCUUGGUAGCACUGGAGUGACAGCAGGGCCAGUGAGAUGGCAUCCUCGCUCUUGUAUGUAUUGUUUUAUACUUGUAAGUGAACCUGGCUGAAUCAACUUUUUUUUUUUUUUUUUCUUUUUUUUGUAUUAAAAAAAAGGUCUGCUGUGCACAAUAACCACCUACACUUUAACAAUUUCCUGAAUGGCUAUGACACUUAUUUAUUAUCUGUUGUAUCUUAAUACUUUUAGAGAUUUUUUCCCAUUGAAGCUUCGCUAAGUAACCUGGCUGAUGGUUCCAUUUUACACUUUUAAUGAGUUUUUAAUGAGUUUGAAUUGUUUUCCUGGAGCCCCCUGAGAAACUCUCCCACAUUGGUGCUAGCUACACUGUGAAUCCUUUUUUUUUUUUUUUUUUUUUUUUUUUUCCCUGCUUGGACUGUCUUUUACACAUCAAGGUCCUUAAGCUUAAAGCCUAUUUCACUCAUUUUUCUGCCACUCCACCUCAGCUAUUGUAUUUUAUUUUUUUUUUCCGGUGAGUGCUAGGGGAAGGCUGUCUGCUCUUCAUGGUGGCAUUUUCAGCCCUCAUUUUGCCAGACAAGUCUGCCAGUUUUCUAGCUUUUCCACAGUCCAGACUUUAUACCCCGGUCCCUGUGAUGCCUGUCUUUAACAUCUUUUGAAUAGAAUCUCAUAUUUCACACUUGCAGUUGUUGACUCUGGAUCAACCGUAUGGAGAGGCAUCUGGGUAUAAUAUUUGGAUUAAAGAUCCUAAGAGAGCUUAUAGUUUAUUCUUAUAUCAAAGAGUUAACUGGAUAUGCUCUCUUGCUUUGUUGUUGCUGUUUAUAUUAAUUAAUGGCAUUGUUUGGCAGAGUUAUUUGUAACUUAUUGGUUAUUUAUGGCAUGUAGUACAAACACUAAACGUUUCAGUCGACGAACUAGUCAAACUAGCCUGGUUUUCAGUUAUGCCAUACUGACCCACGUUAUAAUUUUCCUACAGAGUGCGUUCCAGCAUACUUGAAUUACAGUUACAGCUUCAAAAAUCUGUUUGGUGAAGGAUAAAAAAAAAAGUAAGACAAAAAUGAAGAUGUAGACUGUAACUUGGGACUCGGAUGUCUUUUACUAAUUGUGUAGAACCACAUGAUGUUGCUGAAGGAAAAUAGAGGACACAAUAUUUUUAUUAUUUUUUUUAAUAAUCUUUUUCUUUUUUUUUUUUUUGGUCACUUGUCCAGAGUAUUCAGCUGCCCACCCCCCUCCCCCCCAUAAUGGCCAAACUAAGAGUAGAAAUAUCUAACUAUCUAUCCCUAAAAAAAAAAAAAUCCACCUGACUUCCUCUUGAACUGUAUUAAACCUGUACAAAAUAUGUGUAUAUGAUAUGAGUUUUAUUUAUUGAAGGACCAAAGGAAUUUGAUAUCGACAUGAUAGACAAAUAACAAUUCGAAAUGUAAUGAUCAUAUGUGUGAUAUAUAAUAAUACAUUUUAAAUAAAGUCUAAUAUAAUCCAUA
Molecule: messenger RNA, 3009 nt
Organism: Pangasianodon hypophthalmus (striped catfish)
Lineage: Eukaryota; Metazoa; Chordata; Actinopteri; Siluriformes; Pangasiidae
Gene: rybpb
Product: RING1 and YY1 binding protein b
Exons: 5
Coding region: 533-1300 (255 amino acids)
Biological process (GO): positive regulation of DNA-templated transcription
Cellular component (GO): nucleus
Molecular function (GO): DNA binding; transcription coregulator activity
Source: RefSeq, a predicted model, not a curated record